Messenger RNA from Aegilops tauschii subsp. strangulata, 751 nucleotides. RefSeq lists its product as uncharacterized. Lineage: Eukaryota; Viridiplantae; Streptophyta; Magnoliopsida; Poales; Poaceae. The record is from RefSeq and is a predicted model, not a curated record.
AAACGGUCGUCGUCCUCCGGGCCACGUACGGGCCCCGCGGCCCAGCUCGGGCGAAAGCGCCAUGGAAACGCUCUCGAACGACACACCCCCGCAGGGAACGCGCGUCCGUCCCCCGUCGCCGUUGCCGCCACGUCUAUAAAACCACCCGCGACCGCGAGUCCAACGCCACCACCACACAUCAUCCAUCAUCCGUCGCUCCUGCGCGCCUACGUGCGAGCCGCGGAGAGGAAGGGUUCGUGUCCUGUCGGCCGGUUGACAUGGGCGCCACGUCGUACGAGAGGCUGUCCGGCCACGCCGCCGGGAGCGGGCGCCGCGGCGGAGGGCUAGGGGCGUGGGCGGCGCUGAGGCGCGGGCUGGCGCGGCUGUGCGCCGCGCGGCGCGGGCGGUGGGCGCCGGCGAGGGGCAUGCUGGUGCGGGCGCGGGGGAGGAGCUGGCGCGGCCGCAGGAGGGUGGCGGCCGGGUGCGGGUACGACUCCGAGGGCUACGCGCGCAACUUCGACGACGGUCUUUGGAAGGCGGAGGAGGGCGCGCCGUGGCGGGCCGCCGGGCCGGCCAUCGGCGCCUGCAGGCUCGCCCGCGCCGUGUCCUCCGUCCAGUGAUUCAUUCUUUUCCGCGUUUUUGUGAUCGCCCUGUGCGUUGUGAGGUAGCUAUUGGUUAUUUUUUUCGUAGUUUGAUUAAUUGUAGGACAGUUUUGCUUGUAGCUUGUAAAUCAGGCACGCGGAAUUGAAUAAAUCUCGAUGUACAUGGCCAA